UUUUCUGGUGCUCCCCUGACAGUGAACACUAUAAAUAAUUCUUGGAGAGCUUCAAAAGGAGAUGUGCCAGUGCUUACAUCAGAAGACACUGUUAUUUCUCAGCCAGCAAAAAUACUAAACUUCUUAAGGAAGCAGAAAUAUAAUGCCGAUUAUGAAUUGUCUGCAAAACAAGGAGCUGAUACAUUGGCAUAUAUUGCACUACUUGAAGAGAAGCUGCUUCCUGCUCUGCUGCACACUUUCUGGGUUGAGGCUGAAAAUUACUGCAGCGUGACAAAGCCAUGGUUUGCCUCAAGGAUUGCCUUCCCACUUAGUUUGUAUCUGCCUGGAAAGAUGUCCAGGGAGGCACUGAACAGGAUCUUACUGACCAGGGGAGGGCCUCCACUCUACAGUCUCACUGAAGUAGAAGCACAGAUAUACAGAGAUGCCAAGGAGUGCCUAAAUCUCCUGUCGAAGAGAUUGGGAACAUCUCAGUUUUUCUUUGGAGAUACGCCUACCACCUUGGAUGCCUUUGCGUUUGGUUUCCUUGCACCAAUUUAUAAAGUGUGCUUCCCCAGAGUACAAUUACAAGAGCAUUUGAAACAGCUUCCCAAUCUGUGUCGUUUCUGUGAUGAUAUUUUAGCUUGCUACUUCAGGUUAACUGUCUCAGGCCAUUCUCCGGCUGGACAGGAUACAGCAGAUGCUAAUCUGCAGAAACUCACACAGCUUGUAAAUAAGGAAUCCAACUUGAUUGAAAAGAUGGAUGACAACCUUCGUAAGAGUCCUCAGCAUCCGCCUCGAAAGCUAACAACGCUCAAGCUUGCUGCAGGUGGAGAAGAAGGCAGUCCAUUGAAUCGUUUGUCGCCUUGA
Apaloderma vittatum (bar-tailed trogon) is the source of this 846-nucleotide messenger RNA. RefSeq names its product metaxin 3 (gene MTX3). Lineage: Eukaryota; Metazoa; Chordata; Aves; Trogoniformes; Trogonidae. Gene Ontology annotation, biological process: mitochondrion organization. The transcript has 8 exons. The annotation marks the transcript as partial. The record is from RefSeq and is a predicted model, not a curated record. Gene Ontology annotation, cellular component: SAM complex.